Tripterygium wilfordii is the source of this 2727-nucleotide messenger RNA. RefSeq names its product lysine-specific demethylase JMJ25-like. Gene Ontology annotation, biological process: regulation of transcription by RNA polymerase II. NCBI's taxonomy places the organism in Eukaryota, Viridiplantae, Streptophyta, Magnoliopsida, Celastrales, Celastraceae. Gene Ontology annotation, cellular component: chromatin; histone deacetylase complex. The record is from RefSeq and is a predicted model, not a curated record. Gene Ontology annotation, molecular function: transcription coregulator activity; chromatin DNA binding; histone H3K9 demethylase activity.
AUGAGUCUGAAAAAUUGAAAAAAUCAAUGGAAUCGUAAAUAAUCGAUUGAUUAAAUUUAUUAAAAAACCGAUCGACAUCUAGGAAAAUCUUCAAAUCAUGGCGCCACUUUUGAAAUCCACUACUUUCGAGAACCCUCAACUCCCUCAAUAGAAAACCCCUCUAACCUCUCUUUCUUCUACGAAAUAUUUUAAGUACGACUACAUUUUUCUAAUUGUGUUGCGAUGGAUCGGCCAAGGGAGCAAGAUGAUAGUGUAUCAAAGGAAAAUGAAGAGGUUUCGGUGGCGAAGGCAAGUCGACGCGGUCGAAAGAAGGAUGCCCAGGUCAUUAAAGCUCGAAACCCUAGUGAUGUUGGAGGUGAUGGAGUAGCUCUAACUGCGUCAAAUGAGAAAGACAAGAUUUUGGAGGAUGAUAUUCAGAAGAAAAGGAAAUCUUCAGGUUACAAUGUUUCUGAGGAAGUUAAAAUCAGUAAGAGGGAUCCCAAAUGGGUAGCCGAGGAAUCUUUAAUGUGCCACCAGUGCCAGAGAAAUGACAAAGGCCGGGUUGUUCGAUGUCGGAAAUGCACCACCAAACGAUACUGUAUCCCUUGCUUGACCAAUUGGUAUCCUCAGAUGAUAGAGGAUGAAGUUGCUGUAGCUUGCCCAUUUUCUGGGAUUUGCAACUGUAAAUCGUGCUUACGUCUGGAAUAUGUCCCAGUAGAAAUUCUAAAGAAUUCAAAUUGGAAAAUUAGUAAAGACGAAGAAGUUCAGCAUUACAAGUAUAUAGUACAAUCGCUUCUUCCACAUUUGAAGCAGUUAAAUGAAGAACAAUUGAUGGAGACACAUAUCGAGGCUAAAAGACAAGGGAUAUCAAUGUCAGAGUUAAAGAUAACAAUAGCUGAUUUUGACAUGGAUGAGCGUGUGUACUGUGAUAUAUGCAGAACUUCGAUAUUUGAUUUCCACAGAAGCUGUUCAAACUGCUCCUGUGACAUCUGUCAUAUUUGUUGUCAGGAAAUCCGUGUUGGAAACUUGUGCUGCGGCAAUCAGGAAAAGGUGAUAUUGAAGUAUGCUAAGGUGGGGAUUCAAUAUUAUCAUGGGGAGGACAUUCAUGUUGAAAAUGAGGCUGAGGUUGAAUUGGCUGAUGAGGGAAAAGCUCAAUUGGCUGCUGAAACUUGCUCUAGGGAUGAUGUAAGGUCAGCGUCUAAUUGGAAAGCCAAUAAAGAUGGAAGCAUACUGUGUCAUUGUGGUCAUGGGAUUCUAGAAUUGAAGAGUAUGUUCCCUGAAAAUUGGGUUUCAGAGUUGGUAAGGAAAGCAGAUGAUGUUGCAAAAGCUUACAAACUUGUGGACACUGUUAGACUUCCUGGGGCGCCAUGCUUGUGCUUUGAAGCAAAUGGUGAUGCUAACUUGAGCAAUAAUAAGUUACUAAAAGCUGCCACUCGAGAAGAUUCUGAUGACAACUAUUUGUAUUGCCCAGCGUCCAAAGAUAUCCAACAUGAAGAUUUGAAGCAUUUUCAGUACCACUGGAUGAGAGCUGAGCCUGUAAUUGUCAGAAACGUGCUAGAAGCCGCAUCUGGUUUGAGUUGGGAGCCAAUGGUCAUGUGGCGCGCCUUUCGCCAAAUGAAACAUGUCAAAUAUGGGCUUUUGAAUGUGAAGACCAUUGAUUGUCUGGAUUGGAGUGAGUACGAGAUUAAUGUCCACCAAUUCUUCACUGGAUAUUCAGAAGGUCGAUUUCACAAAAACGAUUGGCCUCAAAUACUGAAAUUGAAAGAUUGGCCUUCUUCAAACCUAUUUGAGGAAGUCCUGCCUCGUCAUGCUGCAGAGUUUAAAUGCUGCAUACCUUUCAAGGAGUAUACACAUCCUACAAAAGGUGUUUUAAACAUUGCUAUUGCAUUGCCUGAUAUAUGUUUGAAGCCUGAAAUGGGGCCAAAGACAUAUAUUGCUUAUGGAGUUGCUCAAGAGUUUGGGCGUGGAGAUUCUGUAACCAAGCUUCACUGCAAUACGUCUGAUGCGGUAAAUGUUUUGACACAUACUGCUGAAGUGACCUUUUCUCCUGGACAACUUGCUAAAAUAGAGAAUUUGAAGAAGCAGCACUUUGAGCAUGACCAAAGAGAAAUUUUCGGAAAAACAGAGGCUUUGGAUGUUAAAGUUUAUUGUAUUCGGAAUGAAAUUGACUUUUCAAUGAUUCUAGAUAUGGAUAGCAGUAAUGAUGGUGGAAAGUUGGUCGGGGUGGAAUAUGACGAAGGAGGUGCUCUCUGGGAUAUUUUCCGGAGACAGGAUGUUCCUAAACUACUGAACUAUCUUAACAAGCACUUCAGAGAAUUUCGGCAUACUUAUUGUCUUCCAGUGCAAAAGGUUUAUCACCCCAUACAUGACCAGACAUUUUAUUUGACUCUAGAGCAUAAGAGAAAGCUGAAGGAAGAAUAUGGCAUUGAACCAUGGACAUUUGUCCAAAAACUUGGGGAUGCUGUCUUAAUUCCUGCUGGCUGUCCUCAUCAAGUCCGAAAUUUGAAGUCAUGCAUAAAGGUUGCAAUGGACUAUGUCUCACCUGAAAAUGUCAGUGAGUGCAUUCGUUUGACAGAAGAAUUCCGUUUACUUCCUGAUGGCCAUCGAGCUAACGAGGACAUGUUGGAGGUAAAGAAAAUGACUCUUUAUGCAAUGGAUCGGGCAUUGAAGGGUUUGGAGCCAAAUGCAGGGCAAGUUGUUUUUUUUUUUUUGGUUGAGAUUUGAAGUACUGGAUUGCAUGUGCCUUUU